Trichoplax adhaerens is the source of this 1113-nucleotide messenger RNA. RefSeq lists its product as uncharacterized. Lineage: Eukaryota; Metazoa; Placozoa; Uniplacotomia; Trichoplacea; Trichoplacidae. Bases 1 to 1113 code for a protein of 370 amino acids. The transcript has 8 exons. The record is from RefSeq and is a predicted model, not a curated record. Gene Ontology annotation, molecular function: GTPase activity; GTP binding. Gene Ontology annotation, cellular component: mitochondrion.
AUGGCUGUAACUAAAUGGAAACGCCAGUUUGUAGAUAGGGUACGAAUAUUUUGCAGAGGUGGAGGCGGUGGACAGGGUAAACCACGUUCAGGUGCAAUGGGUGGAGAUGGAGGCGAAGUAUAUGUUGUAGCCAAGGACGGUGCAGCAUUGUUCGAUAUUGCUCAGCGGAAAGAUAGGCGGUUUAUUGCUGGCAAUGGUGAAAAUUGCAGUCGCCAAGCGUUCAAUGGUCAUAAAGGUAAAGAUUGUAGGAUUGCAAUUCCAACAGGGACGCUUAUAACUUGUUUAGACUCAAAGAAAGUCUUGGUAUCGCUGGAUAAAGUAGACAGUACUUUUACAGUUGCUAAAGGAGGAAUGGGAGGAUGCCCACAAACUGGGCCAAAAUGGUGUGGUUUGAAAGGUCAAAAACGGAUGAUUUCUCUAGAAUUGAAACUUAUUGCAGAUGUUGGACUGAUAGGUUUUCCUAAUGCAGGAAAAUCGACUACAUUACGUGCCUUAACUGGUGCUAAACCUAAAGUGGCCAACUAUUCAUUUACAACAAUUCGGCCUCACUUAGGAACAGUUUUCUAUCCAGAUUAUGUUAAGGUGAGAAUUGCUGAUUUGCCGGGGUUAAUUGAAGGUGCGAGUCAAAAUGUUGGCAUGGGCCAUAAAUUUUUGAAACAUGUCGAACGUACUAAGCUAUUGUUGUUCAUAAUUGACAUCAAUGGAUUUCAACUUUCAGAAAAGUUUUCGUUUAGAACACCUUUAGAAACAAUCAGUCUUCUUGCUCAGGAGCUAAAAUCUUAUAGUCACGAGCUGCUUAAACGUCCAAGUAUUAUUGCUAUCAAUAAAGUGGAGGGACGGCAAGGACAACGGAAAUUCGACGAAUUAAUAUCCAAGAUGGAUGCAGAUUUGAGUAUGGACAUUCAAUUCCAAAAUUUCACUUUAAACGUAAAAUCCAUGCAAAAGGAAUUACUGCGUUCUUUCAUGCUAACAAAUGGUAACAACAAUAGCAACGACAACUGGCCAAAUUGUAUGCAUCUUUGUCCGAUAUCAGCAAAACAUUUAGAAGGAAUUGAAGAAUUAAAAGUGAAGAUCCAUCAAGUUAUCACCGAUAUACGAGCUAAUCAGUCAUAA